Entamoeba nuttalli P19 is the source of this 447-nucleotide messenger RNA. RefSeq lists its product as hypothetical. NCBI's taxonomy places the organism in Eukaryota, Evosea, Mastigamoebida, Endamoebidae. The coding region runs from base 1 to 447 and encodes 148 amino acids. The record is from RefSeq and is a predicted model, not a curated record. The transcript has a single exon.
AUGAGCAAAGCACCAACUGAGAUUGAUGCAUGGAUCAAUGGAACAAAGUUAUUUCCUGAUAACAUGGUAUUACAAGAAACAUUCACAAAGUAUUUCCAACCUGAAUUACAAGAGUAUUUUCAUGAGAACAAGCAUUCGUUUGGGUCAUUAAUUUUAGAGAAUCAAAAAAAUGUACAACAAAUUCUAAAACAAUUAACAAUACAACCAGACAAUACAAAAUGUCAGGAUAGUGAGUUAGAAUCUUCAGUUGAAACAAUAACGAGCAUUAUUAAAGAAGAAAUAAAUAAAUGUCACAACCAAAUAGAGAAGUUGUAUGAACUAAACAUCAUUACAGAAAAUGAAUAUACAGAAUAUUGUACAUAUCUGAAUAGAAUGAAAGAAAUGAACAAUGAAUCGCACGAGAAUAUCAAUGGAAUAACAAAAUUUGAAGAUGAUGAAAAGAAAUAA